Messenger RNA from Paramisgurnus dabryanus, 3149 nucleotides. It is a transcript of the gene mynn, whose product is annotated as myoneurin. The record is from RefSeq and is a predicted model, not a curated record. NCBI's taxonomy places the organism in Eukaryota, Metazoa, Chordata, Actinopteri, Cypriniformes, Cobitidae. Gene Ontology annotation, molecular function: DNA binding; protein binding; DNA-binding transcription factor activity, RNA polymerase II-specific. Gene Ontology annotation, biological process: regulation of transcription by RNA polymerase II. Gene Ontology annotation, cellular component: nucleus.
AUUCAAGCCGGAUAUGACGUCAACAAGUGAGUCCUCUUGAAGACCUCGAAAAUGGCCGUCAAAGCAAAGAGAUUUUAAUCUACUGUCGAAUAAACGUUUCUUGGUGUGGAUUAAACAUUUAAAAAAUACGUGGGGUUUCCCCUCUCACACAUAAUGCCACAUAUCACACAUAGUGAGUUUCUUCUGGAGCAGCUGAAGAGACAACGAGAGAGAAGCUUUCUGUGUGACUGCACGGUGGCAAUUGGACAGACUCAAUACCACGCACAUCAUAAUGUUUUGGCAGCUUUUAGCGAGUAUUUCUCCACCCAGUGCAUUGAUGCAGGCAGAGAAGAUGCCACCAUAACUCUGGACCCUGACUUGGUGAACGUUACAGUGUUUGAAAAACUAUUGACUUAUAUAUACACAGGGGAACUGAACAUGGACAGGGAUGAAACCGAAAGUAUUCAGAAGGCUGCGACCUACCUUGGGAUGCCUGAGGUUGUGGCUCGCUGUUCCAUAAGUCAAGAUGAGUUUAAAAGUGACGCAUCGCCCACAAGACAAGCAGAGUACAUAGACCCACGAUCCCCCCUGAGCCCAGAUGAUUAUGAACCUCUGGAGCCGAUCUCAGAGGUGGAGGAACGUGUGCGGUUAAGGGAUGAGAUGGCUGAUGAUGAAGGCUAUGACAAUGAUCCUGCGUCUACCGAUGAAGCAUUAUCUUCUAGCGAACAGACAACCAUGAGUGGUGGCAAGAGAGGUAGGAAACCCAAAGCCGGGGUUUAUGAGGACGAUGUUGAGAAGGACAGUAUUAGUGCUCAGAGGGGCAGAGGAAGAGGAAGGGGUAGACCUAGAGGUCGUCCAAGGAUACGACCUCUUACUUUUGAUUCGACCGAUCAUUUAUCAGCACAGCAAAGCACUAGUCCAAAAAGUGGAGUAAUAGGAAGAGGAACUGGAAGGCCGAGAGGUCGCCCGCGGAUUAGGCCGUUGCCUGCUGAGAGAACUGAUUCUGCUAACGCUGAAGAUGGUUCUGCAGAAACAAAGGAUUUGGAGGGUGAGAGCCCUGCUCGCAAAAGGGGUCGACCACGAAUUAAGCCUCUGCCUGAGACGAUUGCUGGCGCGGAGGGAGACAAAGGACAGGAAGAACAAGGUGACGAAGAACAAGCAGGCAACCUUGAAACUGUGAUUCUUGAAGAAGUUGAAGGUGAGAUGAACGCUGAGGAGGAAGAGGGCAGUAAUGCUGACCUUAAAAAUAAUCCAGAGAACACAGAGGAAGUUGUUAAAAGAGGGAGAGGAAGACCACGGACUAAGCCACUACCCACAGAGAACCAAACUGCGAACGCUGAGACAGGAACCACCAACAGCGAAGAAGGUUCGGAAGCGCAGAAAAAGGAAGGUACAGGCCGUAAAAGAGGAAGACCUCGGUUGAAGCCCCUUCCUUCGGACCAAGCAGAGCAAAUGGAAGCAGGGAACGAUGGAGAAGUAGAAGAUAUGGAGAGAAGCCAAGAUUCUGAAAUACUCGCUGAUGGCUGUACUGAAGAAGUUUCCUCGCAAGGUACAGAAGAUUCUGCAGAUUCAAGUCCUUCUAAGAAAGUCCGUUCCAGCACGAGAAAGAGGAGCUUAAGCCGAAAGCUCAGGGAAAGCCAAGCUAGUAACGACGAGGAGGAAGAGGAUGAUGACGAAUUCGGCAAUGAUAAUGAGGACUGGGCUGGAGAAGAAGAGGUGAAGCCCUCGCAGGAUAAACUCAAGCCCAUUUGUAACGUCUGCGGAAACCUUUUUUCAGAAAUGAGCAGCCUGCGCAGACACAUGCGUAUACACAAGGGCGUCAAACCAUACGAGUGCAAACUCUGCACUCGGUCUUUCAGACAGGGCAACCAGUUAAAGACUCAUAUGCGCAUACACACAGGUGAGAAGCCCUUCACCUGCACAUCCUGUGAUUCACGUUUUGCGCAAAAGUGUCAGCUGGUCUAUCACUGUCGCAUGCAUCAUGGAGAAGAAAAGCCGCACAAAUGUGAUUUCUGUGGUUCGGCUUUUGCCACAUCUAGCAAUCUGAAAAUACACAUAAGGAAGCACAGCGGUGAAAAGCCAUACGAAUGUGGAGAAUGUGGAAAGCGCUUUACACAGGCCAGCACUUUGAUGUACCACAAGCGGCGUCACACAGGGGAGAAACCGUACAUCUGCGACACAUGCGGCAUGGCCUUCGCUGUGUCCAGCUCACUUAUCACUCACACCAGGAAACACACUGGUGUGACACCUUAUAUCUGCUUGGAUUGCGGAAAACCUUGCUUAACAUCUGGUGAACUUCGAAAACAUAUGGACAUCCAUAAUGGUUCAAGAAAAGUAAAGUGUAACCUGUGUGGAAACACAUUUUCAGACAUCUACAGCUUGAAAAAGCACACUGUUUUAAAACAUAAUGUUAUUCCCGACACAGAACAAACUAUUCCAAAAACCGAGUGUCCCCUCAACAUCCCCAUUGACCACCAGGGCCUGAUUGCGCGUGUACGCUCCGCCCUCGUCGAUUCUGCAGAUCACGAGAUCCACAUGGAAUCACAGUUGCCAAUUUUGCCCCCAGAAGCUUCGCUAAUCAUACAGCAGUCUGCAGAACCUCAAAUGAUCAUACAGCAAUCUGGAGAACCUCAAAUGAUCAUACAGCACGCAGACGGCUCAGAACCACAGAUGAUCUUCCAGCACGCCGAUUCAUCCGAAGCUCCUGUCCUCAUCCAUGGAGAAACGGGCGAGCAAGUGAGCUAUGUCGUGGAACAGUACGAAAUUCCGGCCACUGAUGAGAUGGAACACACGCAGAUUGUCAUUGUUCAGACCAUUGAUUAAAAUUCCGGAUUUUUUCUCCCUUUUAAAUGCUUUCUCCAUAAAGUGAAUACACGGAGUUAUCCUCCUAGAGAUGGCUGUCAUAGGGUAUCAAGGGAACUGAGGGAAGCAAUAGCUUACCUUCCUAAACUUCCCAUUAGAUAACUAUUUAUUUUUAUCCUGAGCAUCUGAUUGAUUGUUAAAUCUAAGCAGAUAUCAGCUAUUGUAACGGCUGUGUUUGUGUUUUUCUAUUCGUUCCUUUUUUAUUUUGUGUCCCAUGCAGAGCAGAACCUGGAUCAUCAAAGGCAUCAAAAAUAUGAAGGGAAAGCCAAACUUAGGUUUAGCUGUAAAAUAAAAAGCUGUGUUUGGAA